AUGAAUAAACAAGUCAGCCAGCUUCAUAGCACACUAGAGGAAAAGGAGCAACUUAUUGUGCAAUAUAAGGAACGAGAGAAGAAUCUGGAAGAACAGAUCACAGAGAAUCUUGCAUCGCUGACUGCUGCUGAAAUUAAACUUGUGGAAGAUAAGAAGCACUAUGACCUCAUGCUUGAGAGUAAACAACUAGAACUGUCAAGGCAUUUGAAAGACAUAUCUCAGAGGAAUGACCAGAAGUAUGAGGUGGAGAAGCUGGAGAUAGUUAACAUGGAAAAGCAAAAGGCAGAAAAACUUGUUCGAGAAAGGGCGAUAGAAUGUGAGAAAAAACUUGAAGAAUGCAGAGAAGAAUCUGGGCAGCACUUAAUGCAUGUUCAGGAGGAACAUACUGCGCUGGUCAGUAGUCUUCAGCAGGAGCAUGAUAAAAAGGAACGAAGUAUAAAAGCUAAACACAGUGAAGAGCUAAAGCAGAUCCAACUUCAAGCUGAAAACGAGUUGAGAGAGAAAAUUACAUCAAUGAGGAAUGAACAUGAAGCCCAACUGAAAGCUUUGAGGCUUCAGCAUGAAGAUGAGAUUAAGAAGCUUCAGGAGGACUUGGAUCUUCAAAAGUCCAAA
This is a messenger RNA of Rosa chinensis, 612 nucleotides long. RefSeq names its product synaptonemal complex protein 1-like. The record is from RefSeq and is a predicted model, not a curated record. NCBI's taxonomy places the organism in Eukaryota, Viridiplantae, Streptophyta, Magnoliopsida, Rosales, Rosaceae. The annotation marks the transcript as partial. The transcript has 6 exons.